Molecule: messenger RNA, 1521 nt
Organism: Paramisgurnus dabryanus
Lineage: Eukaryota; Metazoa; Chordata; Actinopteri; Cypriniformes; Cobitidae
Source: RefSeq, a predicted model, not a curated record
ACAAAAAACACGACGAGAUUCCGUAUUCAGGCCCUGGGUUUAUAUUAUACAGCAAACAGGGGAUCUGUAUAUACCGGUCGAUUAUAUAACGGCGAAUAGAGUAACAUUUACACAAGCUUCAAUAGACUUUACAAUAAGGAGUGACAAGAAAUCGGACCCCGGCCGUUUGAUCUAUCGCCGAUCUAUCGUUAUUGUUUAAACGGUACUGUUGAAGGUCCGGUGAAAGAAUCCACAUUCAAGAUUCCCAAGGAGGCUAAGUUCAAAAGAAAAAUCGCUGUUAAUUGGCCUUUAAAAUCGAGUGUCUUCAGAAAUGGGGUUGCUGUUCGCCAAACUGAUGACUGUGUUCGGGGAUAGAGAACACAAAGUCAUUAUUGUCGGUUUAGACAACGCUGGCAAGACAACCAUUCUCUACCAGUUUUUAACUAAAGAAGCGGUACAAACUACUCCCACAAUUGGCAGCAACGUAGAGGAGAUUGCUGUAAAGAAGACACGCUUUCUUGUCUGGGACAUUGGCGGCCAGGACAGUCUCAGAGCUACCUGGAAUUCGUAUUACUGUAACACAGAGAUCGUCAUUAUGGUGGUUGACAGCACUGAUCGAGAGCGUUUGACGCUGAAUAAAGAGGAACUGCAUCGCAUGCUUGCACAUGAGGAUCUUCAGGACGCAUCUGUGCUGGUUUUGGCGAAUAAGCAAGACAUGAAAAACAGCAUGACGGCCGCCGAGAUUUCUCAAAGUUUAACGCUCAGCUCGCUCAACGCCCGCUCCUGGCAUGUCCAGGCCUGCUGUGCUCUUACUGGAGAGGGUUUACCGGCGAGUCUAGAUUGGAUGCGCUCCCGCGUUGUGGCAAACUAGUCCAGCAUCUGUGCUUCGAAAACCACUUAAACCGGUGAAAGAGAGAUGAGGCUCACUUAAACUUUUACCCAACUCUCAGUGCCUCCAUCUGGGCAGCAUGCUGCUCGGAGUAAAUACUUAACCCUGGAGGACAUGUAUUAUUCAUCUUCACCUCGGUUCUGACCAGGAUAAAGCUUGAACGCUGUGUGAGCGAGAAUGUGGGUUUGUCCGUGUGCGUGUCCAUUACAUGACUCCGUUCUAGAGGUCCACAUUUUAACAUGACAUGUUUACAUUAUAACUAAGACUUGUGAAAUGAACUUAAAUGAUCUGAUGUGAUCAUGACGCCCAUGUGUUGCUGCCAUUGUAUUAAGCAUUCACUUUUGGCUUUGUAAAGCAAAUGGCUUUACAGACAGCUCCGCUUUACAAGUGGAGUAGUUGUCUACAGACAUUGAUGUGAGGAGGCCGACGGUUCACAGGCCUGUAUUGAUUCGUGCUGAGCCACUAAGCUAUUGACCAAGCAUUACUUGAAGUAUUUAAUGGGAUUUGGUAUGUGUAUGUUGUACAGUUAUUUGCAUGCUGAAAGGAACAAAGUGUUUAUGUAUUUUAUUUUUGAAAGUGGACUGGAUAAAGUAUGUUUUCUUAGAGAAUUUUGUACAACACUGUUUUGUACAAAUUAAAAUCUCUGCUAAAAA